AUGGACAAGAACUUGUUGGAAGACCAGCGAUAUGUGCAAAGCAAAACCCCCAAACGAAGCUGGUGGAUGAUACUCUGCGCGGCCUUAGCUACUGGCUGGUUUGCUUGGCCGUAUCUGUGUUGUUCACCUCCACUUAGCAUCGAGGACAGAGUGGAGCGCAUCCUAUCACAAACUCCCUUGAUCGACGGUCAUGAUGACUUCCCCAUUUUCGUUCGGGAGGUCUUCCACAAUCGCAUCAAUGAUCGCAAUUUUACUGAUGCCUUUGUCAAGGGCACGCUGCCAGGCCAUGUGGAUAUUCCUCGGCUGCAGAAGGGUCGCGUCGGUGGUACCUUUUGGAGUGUCUACGUGCCAUGUCCUGCUGAUGGAGCCGACUUCUCUGACGAGAAUUAUGCAGCAAGUGUGCGUGAGACGAUCGAGCAGGUGGAUGUGAUGUCGCGUGUUCAACAAGCCCAUCCCGAGAUCUUCUCGGCGCCUCCCAAUGGCACCACUGCCUUGUCAGCUUUCCGCGAAGGAAAGAUAAUUUCACCCCUGGGCAUGGAGGGCCUGCACUCCAUCGGAAAUUCCCUUGCCCAUCUUCGAAUCUUCUAUGAACUGGGCGUCUCGUACGCUACGCUGACACACAAUUGCCACAACCGGUACGCCGAUGCCGCUCUUCUUGAAGUCCCGGGAGGUAUAAAAAAGGCCGACCCUCUCUGGCACGGCGUCAGUGAGGACGGCAAGAGGCUGAUUUCGGAGAUGAACCGCCUUGGAAUGAUUGUUGAUCUAGCGCAUGUGAGCGCGGAGACUAUGCGGGAUGUCUUGGGCGCUGGAAAGUCCGAUUGGACUGGUAGUCGUGCUCCAGUGAUAUACAGCCACAGCUCCGCCUAUGCACUUUGCCCACAUCCGCGCAACGUGCCCGAUGACAUUCUGGAGCUGGUGCGUCAAAAGAACUCUCUAGUCAUGGUCAACUUCGCAACGGACUUCAUAUCCUGCACGGCCUCUGAUCGCGAUGACGGGAUACCCGACGAGGACCCUGAACAUGCGACUUUAGAACGCGUCGCCGACCAUAUCAUUCACAUUGGGAAGCUCGUCGGCUUUGCACAUGUUGGCAUAGGCAGUGACUUCGAUGGUAUUCCGACAGUCCCGCGUGGGCUCGAAGAUGUUUCCAGAUUUCCAAGUCUGAUCGCAGAGUUGCUGAAACGGGGAGUGAGUGACGCGGAUGCAAGCAAGGUGGCAGGCGGUAACUUGCUGAGAGUCUGGGCGGACGUUGAUCAAGUAGCACUUCAAAUGCAGGCCGAUGGAGUUCCACCCGCCGAGGACUCCUGGUAG
Messenger RNA from Penicillium arizonense, 1308 nucleotides. Its product is annotated as putative dipeptidase. Gene Ontology annotation, molecular function: metallodipeptidase activity. The record is from RefSeq and is a predicted model, not a curated record. Bases 1 to 1308 code for a protein of 435 amino acids. The transcript has 3 exons. Gene Ontology annotation, biological process: proteolysis. NCBI's taxonomy places the organism in Eukaryota, Fungi, Ascomycota, Eurotiomycetes, Eurotiales, Aspergillaceae.